AUGUCGGGCAUCUCAGCCCAUGCUCAGCCUGGCGGCACGAGCACGAGCCGGUGCCAGCUUGGCGGAAUGAGCGCGAGUCGCUCCCCAGCCAUGUUGAAACUCCGGGAGAGUUCCACAGCGCGGGAUCCAGGACGCGGGCCGCCCCUUGGCCGUAUCCAAGCGUCUGGGAAGGUCCACAGCGUGGUGGCCAGAGGCCACUACGGCAUCAUGUAUAUCUAGGGCCUGCAAGACUCUCUGUAAAUGAGUUUGGAGGGCAAGCAACCGUUUCUGUUUCUGUUUUUUCUGUGGAGUGCUGCCAGGCACUUUUGCUGAAUACACCACUGCCCUGCACGCUUUCUUUAGACCGUUGGGUAACCUGAACCUCUGAGACCUCCCAGCGAGAACCCC
Gaeumannomyces tritici R3-111a-1 is the source of this 387-nucleotide messenger RNA. RefSeq lists its product as hypothetical. Lineage: Eukaryota; Fungi; Ascomycota; Sordariomycetes; Magnaporthales; Magnaporthaceae. The transcript has a single exon. The coding region runs from base 1 to 219 and encodes 72 amino acids. The record is from RefSeq and is a predicted model, not a curated record.